CACGUCUCACCCCCCUUCGCCUUCUUCCGCUUCCACUCUUCCCUUCGCUCCUAAUCCCCAAUGGAGGCCUCUCUCUGCUGCUUCCCCAACUCCAAGCCUGCUGCCCCGCGAACCCAGACGCAAUCCCUUGCCCUCAGCCGUCUCUGCAACCCCUUCUCCGCCCCCUGCCGACCCCGCCGCAAAACCCUUUCCUCCAACACCAUCGUCCGCGCCGCCAUCAGCCGCGCCAAGAAGGAGGAGACGGUGGAGACCGUCAAACAGCAGCUGGAGGGCUGCCACCUCGUUGCUGGCAUUUGCUACAAGGGCCUCACUGUCAAGCAGCUGCAGAACAUCCGCACCGCCCUCCCCCCUACCUCCCGCCUCAUCGUCGCCAAAAACACCCUCGUCGGCAAGGCCUUCGAGGGCACCCCCUGGGCCGCCAUCGCCCCCUGCCUCAAGGGCAUGAACGCCUGGCUCUUCGUCCACUCCGAGGAGAUCCCCGAGGCCCUCAAGCCCUACCGCGCCUUCCAGCGCGAGUGGAAGCUCGAGGACAACGACUUCACUGGUGCCGUCUUCGAGGGCCGCUUCUACGCGCCCGACGAGUUCAAGUCCCUGGAGACCAUGCCCAGCCGCGCCGAGCUCUACGCCAAGAUCCUAGGCGCCCUCCAGAGCCCCGCCAUCUCCGUUGUCAGUACGCUCCAGGCUCCGGCCAGGGACGUCGUCCUCGUGCUCAAGGCCUACGUCAAGAAGCUCGAAGAAGAGAGCGGCGGCGCUGCAGCUGCGUAAUUCCUUUGCUUGUUCUUUUGUUACAUGAUCAAGUUGUCAUUUUGAAUUGGGACAACGAGAGUUCUUCUCGAUUAAUUCUGAAAGUCUAUACAUCUUCAAUUGCACAUCUCUUAUGUUGUAGGUUUUUUCUUCGUUGCAUGAUCAAGUUGUCAUUUUGAAUUGGGAUGAUGAUAAUUGUUCUUGAUUGAUUCUGAAAGUCUAUAUACAUCUGCAAAUUUGCAAUCA
Molecule: messenger RNA, 990 nt
Organism: Musa acuminata AAA Group (dessert banana)
Lineage: Eukaryota; Viridiplantae; Streptophyta; Magnoliopsida; Zingiberales; Musaceae
Product: large ribosomal subunit protein uL10c
Exons: 1
Coding region: 61-765 (234 amino acids)
Biological process (GO): translation
Cellular component (GO): large ribosomal subunit
Molecular function (GO): structural constituent of ribosome
Source: RefSeq, a predicted model, not a curated record